Molecule: messenger RNA, 781 nt
Organism: Pistacia vera
Lineage: Eukaryota; Viridiplantae; Streptophyta; Magnoliopsida; Sapindales; Anacardiaceae
Exons: 3
Coding region: 252-605 (117 amino acids)
Source: RefSeq, a predicted model, not a curated record
ACUAUUUAUUCAAAGCAUGGAGUCUUUAGGCACCCACACCUCUCCUCUUCUUGUCUUCACGGAUUUUCUGGUGGACUUUGUUGUUCACUGAAUUUCGGGUGACAAAAGGCCUCUGGUUAUUUUCUUGCGAUUUUUUUCAUGGGUUGACUAGUUUUAAAGGCGUCUUAAAGUGAAUUCUGAAAAGUGCACGCACAAUUAUACUCAUUUUGGAGAAAAGGAAAGCUUUAGGUUGUUAUUUCUAUUUUUCCACUAUGAAGAUUUCUGGGUUCUGGGUUCUUUUCUUUGUGCUUGGGACAGCUGGGAUCUUCUUGAACUAUUCCAGUAACAGAACUAGGCACUCAAUUCCUGGUAUGGUCUUCACCCACCACAGUGAUGGUAUGAAGAUAAUGGCAACAAGUAGGAAGCUGAAGGAGAAUGGCUAUAACCCGAGCAUCAACAAGAAGCGUGAUGUAGGCACGAUCAAUCUGCAAGAUUAUUCUCCCGCGGAUCCAGCUCCAAGUAAGGCUUCCGUAAGAUCUGCACCUGUUCAUCACUACACUCCUUCGGAUCCGUACAUUCCAAGGCCUUUGCCUCCUGGUCAUCCCAUGAAUGGUGGAUCAACCUAGCUUACUGAAAACCUGUUUUUCUACUGUUGAUGUGCUGGAGACAUAAAGAAUGUAAUAUUGUUAUUUGUGUGUGAUGUUUUGCCAGCCUGAUAACGUAGACAACUUAAUUAACUAUUUGUGUUGCUCAUGUUAUUGUCUGUUGGAUAUUUAUGUAUUGUAAAUUUGUAAUGCGAAGU